AUGACACACCAAACUCAUGCUUACCAUAUAGUAAACCCAAGCCCCUGACCUCUAACAGGGGCCCUAUCAGCCCUCUUAAUAACUUCUGGUUUAAUUAUAUGAUUUCACUUCAACUCAACAACCCUACUUAUACUUGGCCUAACAACAAAUAUACUUACAAUAUAUCAAUGAUGACGAGAUAUUAUCCGAGAAAGCACUUUCCAAGGACAUCAUACUCCAACUGUUCAAAAAGGUCUCCGCUAUGGAAUAAUUCUUUUUAUUAUCUCUGAGGUCUUAUUCUUUACUGGAUUCUUUUGAGCRUUUUAUCACUCAAGCCUCGCCCCAACCCCCGAACUAGGCGGUUGCUGACCUCCAACAGGCAUCCAUCCACUUAAUCCUYUAGAAGUCCCCCUACUUAAUACCUCUGUCUUACUAGCCUCAGGAGUCUCUAUCACUUGAGCUCACCAUAGCCUGAUAGAAGGGAACCGCAAUCCCAUGCUCCAAGCCCUAUUUAUCACCAUUGCACUAGGCGUCUAUUUCACACUUUUACAAGCCUCAGAAUAUUAUGAGGCACCUUUUACCAUUUCUGACGGAGUAUAUGGCUCAACUUUCUUCGUAGCUACAGGUUUCCACGGCUUACAUGUUAUUAUUGGAUCUACUUUCCUAAUCGUCUGCUUUUUCCGCCAAUUAAAAUAUCACUUUACUUCUAAUCACCAUUUUGGAUUUGAGGCCGCUGCCUGAUACUGACACUUCGUGGAUGUGGUAUGACUAUUCCUCUACGUAUCUAUCUAUUGAUGAGGCUCAU
Messenger RNA from Odocoileus virginianus texanus, 784 nucleotides. NCBI's taxonomy places the organism in Eukaryota, Metazoa, Chordata, Mammalia, Artiodactyla, Cervidae. The record is from the annotation of a RefSeq genome assembly.